Messenger RNA from Lachnellula hyalina, 864 nucleotides. RefSeq names its product putative oxidoreductase (gene fabG2). The transcript has 4 exons. The coding region runs from base 1 to 864 and encodes 287 amino acids. NCBI's taxonomy places the organism in Eukaryota, Fungi, Ascomycota, Leotiomycetes, Helotiales, Lachnaceae. The record is from RefSeq and is a predicted model, not a curated record.
AUGGCAGAACGCGCGUCACAGAUUGCUGGCCAUCUCAACUACCCCAAGGGUCUGCUUGCCGGCCAAGUAGCUAUCAUCACAGGCAGUGGGCAAGGCAUUGGUGCUGAAGCAGCUCGUCUCUUUGCAAAUGAGGGUGCCAGGGUUGUUAUAUCAGAUAUCGACGCUGCUAAAGCAAAAGGUGUGGCUGAGAGCAUCAACAAGUCAGGUGGAAAUGCAAUUGCCGUUGUUGGGGAUAUGCUAGAUGCUGAAUACCUGAAGACUCUUGUCAAGAAGGCAGUAGACUUCGGAAAUGGCAAGAUUAACAUUAUUGUGAACAAUGCUGGCUAUACUUGGGAUGGCGUCAUACAUAAAAUGACGGACAAACAAUGGGACAACAUAAUUGCCCUCCACAACACCGCGCCCUUCAAGCUCGUCCGCGAAGCCGCCCCUUAUUUUCGCGUUACCGACGGCGAGCCACGUUGCAUCAUAAACAUCUCCUCCACCUCCGGCGUCCACGGCAAUGCCGGACAAGCCAACUACAGCCUCGCGAAAUCUGGAAUCAACGGCCUCACAAAAACGAUUGCAAAGGAAUGGGGCCCCAAGUUCGGUGUUCGAGCAAACUCGAUUGCCUUUGGACAUAUCUUGACUAGGUUAACGGCUGCAAAGGAGGACGGUGCAUUUGUCACUACGCCUGAUGGAGAGACUAUUGCUCUGGGCAUACCGAAGGGACAGGGCUCGCAAUCCACGGAUGCGAAUCUUGAUAUUCCAUUGAGGAGGGCGGGUACGGCUACAGAGGCGGCGAGCAGUAUUCUUAUGCUGGCAAGUCCGCUGUCUAGUUACAUCACUGGGCAGGUCAUCAUGGUUACUGGAGGUAGGAAUAUCUAG